Molecule: messenger RNA, 1550 nt
Organism: Pocillopora verrucosa
Lineage: Eukaryota; Metazoa; Cnidaria; Anthozoa; Scleractinia; Pocilloporidae
Source: RefSeq, a predicted model, not a curated record
AUGGCGAAUUUAACUGAGGAUGGAAAUUAUACGACAACAGGCCUGGGGUUUUCCUGUUCUCUAGGUCUCGGAACAGCUCAGAAGAUAUUCAUUUCAACUAUAAAUCUUCCCUCAUCCACUUUUGCAAUUAUUGGAAAUCUCUUGAUCAUCAUUGCUCUCCGAAAGGUGUCGUGCCUUCAUCCGCCGUCAAAACUCUUGCUCAGUUGUCUUGCUUGCACAGAUUUGGGCGUGGGCCUUAUUUCACAUCCUCUUUUCAGUAUUUUCCUUAUGGCCCCUGAGCACUCAAGGGUUUGUUUCUUCUCUUCUUUACUUUUUCUUAUCACUGGUUCAAUAUUUUGUGGGGUAUCUUCGUCAACAAUGACUGCAAUAAGUGUGGACAGACUUCUAGCUCUGUCGCUGGGACUAAGAUACAAACAGGUUGUAACUAUGAGGCGAGUAAAGGCUCUCGUUGGUACUCAUUGGGUCUUAUGCAUUAUCAUUAUGCCGGUACUAUUUCAUAGUUAUCGCAUUUUCCUAGGCAUUGGGUCUGCAAUGUUUUUGUUAAGCAUAAUGAUCUCUUCAUUUUGUUACAUCAAAAUUUAUCGCACUCUCCGCCUCUCGCAAGCACAAGUUCAGAGCCAAGGUCACCAAGGACAACAGAAUGAAGAACCAACUCCACUGAAUAACGCGAGAUACAAAAAAACAGUGUCCACAGCACUGUGGGUACAAAUGGCAUCACUGGUUUGUUAUCUCCCUUUUGUUUUGGUCAUUGGUUUUGUUUCUAUCACUGAACAUGAAACGCCAUUAUUCAACUUUGUCUCGUGUUUAUCGACAUCUCUUAUGUUGUCUAACUCGACUAUAAAUCCAAUCCUGUAUUGUUGGAGGAUGAGAGAAAUGAAACGAGCCGUAAAGCACACGAUAAGACAAUUUUGUUGUUAUCCUAAUGAAGAAACUUAGAAACACCGUGACUUUAACAAGAUGCGAUGGCAGUCCACUGCGUUAUGAGUAAUUGUUGUAAAUACAACCUUCUAGAAAUCUCCAGACUGCUUGGUCAUGCUGACUUGCAUACCAUGGAACUUUCUGGAGCAUUUCAUAAUGUCACGCACCUGUUAUGUAAUACUACUAAAACAGUUAUCAUCCAAGCUUCUGGAAUGUUCCAGAACACCUUGUAAAUAUAUAAAGACUGACUUAUGUAGUAGUAGGGCUAGUUACAGUUGUUGUUGUCGGAGCGAAGACUGUUUUGAAAGCUCUACCGAGAAAGAGUUACCGCGGAAAAUUGCUCAUUUCAAGGCACUUUGGAGACAGCAAUGAGAUUGUCUCAGUGGUGAGCUAGGAUGUUGAUUGUGGUAGGCUUACUGAAUUAAGUUUAUUAACGAUAAGUAUUGUACUGCUUUUAGGAGGCGCUCUUUGUUAAGAACAUUACUCGCUGUUUAAUAACAUAAUUGAGUUUGUGGGAUUGUGAUUUUAUACCGUAACAACUGCAAGUAAUGUGGGGUCGACCUGUAUACUGUGAGGUCGAUCUGACCACUUUGAGUUGAAUGAUACCAUCAGUUAUUUACAUAAUACCUUGC